UUUCGUACGUAAUCAUGGCGCUUCGCAUGGUGUGCAGCAAAACAUUGAGCUUAAGUCGAUUUGUAUCGUUUAAUUCCGUAAACCAGCUUCCAAACCAGUUGCAAAAUGUGACAGCCACCUCCGUUCGAUGGUCCUCGUUUCGCUCGUCGGAACCGGUCGGUGAUUUGGCGCAGUAUCCCGAAGUGGAAGUUGUACGGAAUCCACCGGAAUGGAAGUACGUCGAACGAUUGCUAGCUCCCCGGACCGUACCGAAACCAACACCGAAGGAAAGCUACCCAUCCGGAUGGAAACCAGCUAGCCCACAGCCCAACCUAAAGUACGUGGUGCUACGGACGAAAAAUCACAUGCUACCGGUGUACUUGCGCCGUGCCUUCCGUGGCCAGCGUCGGAUAACGGCAAUCCGUCACGUGGAGGGUGAUAUUUGGCAGCUGGAAGCGGAACUACGCUAUCUGAUCGAGAAGCAGCUAAGCCGUCCCAUAAUCACGCGGGUGAAUGAGAUGAGUGGCCAGAUUGAGCUGAAAGGUGACCAUGUAGGUUUCGUGGAAAAAUUCUUGCUAGAAAAAGGAAUGUAAGAGCAUUUAGUCAGUAUGGUUA
This is a messenger RNA of Anopheles maculipalpis, 594 nucleotides long. It is a transcript of the gene mRpL49, whose product is annotated as probable 39S ribosomal protein L49, mitochondrial. The transcript has 2 exons. Gene Ontology annotation, molecular function: structural constituent of ribosome; translation initiation factor activity. NCBI's taxonomy places the organism in Eukaryota, Metazoa, Arthropoda, Insecta, Diptera, Culicidae. The record is from RefSeq and is a predicted model, not a curated record. Gene Ontology annotation, cellular component: ribosome; mitochondrial large ribosomal subunit. Gene Ontology annotation, biological process: translational initiation; translation. The coding region runs from base 15 to 572 and encodes 185 amino acids.